UUGUAGUUCUAGCGACUCUGAUGCGAUACGGAAGAAGCGAUGCGAUGGACAACCCAACCCUGCAAAAGGUUGCAGUGGUGACGGGGGCCAACAAAGGAAUCGGGCUCGAAAUAUGUAGGCAGCUCUCCGCCAGAGGAGUCACGGUGGUGCUAACAUCCAGAGACGAGGAGAGGGGUCUCGCGGCCGUCCGCAAGCUCGAGGCCUCCGGCGCUGCCGAUGUGGUAUUCCAUCAACUGGAUGUCAAUAAAUCCGCUAGCAUCGCUUCUUUGGGGGAUUUCAUCCAUACCCGAUUUGGAAAGCUAGAUAUACUGGUGAAUAAUGCAGCUAUUGGGGGAAUAGCAUCGAAUACUCAGCUACUGGAUUCCUCCAAGCAAGCGAUGCAGCCAGUUAGCUCAUCAGGCCUGGCAAAUGCAAUUGUAGAGACUUAUGAAUUAGCCGAAGAUUGCAUCAACACAAACUAUUAUGGUCCAAAAAGAGUGACAGAGGCAUUUAUCCCUCUGCUUCAGUCAUCCCAAUCACCAAGGAUAGUGAAUGUAUCCUCACUCUAUGGGAAACUGCAGUACAUCCGCAGCGAAAGAAUCAAAGAAGAGCUAAGGAAUGUGGAUACUCUUUCAGAAGAUAGAUUGGAUCAACUGGUGCAGGCCUUCAUGAAUGAUUUCAAGGAAGGGAAGUUGGACCAAAAUGUCUGGCCAACGAGAAACAUGGUGGCAUACAAAGUCGCUAAAGUUGCUUUGAGUGCUUACACAAGAAUCCUCGCAAAGAGGUACCCAAAAUUCUGCAUCAAUUGUGUCAAUCCUGGUUUUGUUAAGACAGAUCUAAACUGGAACCUUGGAGUUCUGCCUGUUGAAGAAGGAGCUGAGGGACCUGUGCUUCUAGCCAUUCUCCCUGAUGGAAGCCCCUCAGGGCUUUUUUAUGAUCUGAAAGAAGUUUCCUCCUUUGAAUGAAAUGAUUAACUCAAAUGUUGAAACACUUAAAACUCUUGUUUUCUCUGCAAGAGCAAAUGUACUUUGUUGGCUGAUGGAAAUUUUCCAUAAGGCCAAACUGGUCAUAAUAGUUGAAUAUUUGGAUU
This is a messenger RNA of Zingiber officinale, 1069 nucleotides long. RefSeq names its product (+)-neomenthol dehydrogenase-like. Lineage: Eukaryota; Viridiplantae; Streptophyta; Magnoliopsida; Zingiberales; Zingiberaceae. The transcript has 5 exons. Gene Ontology annotation, molecular function: oxidoreductase activity, acting on the CH-OH group of donors, NAD or NADP as acceptor. The record is from RefSeq and is a predicted model, not a curated record. Gene Ontology annotation, cellular component: membrane. Bases 21 to 944 code for a protein of 307 amino acids.